AUGAGUCUCCUCAAAGAACGUAAACCAAAGAAGCCUCAUUACAUCCCAAGACCACCAGGAAAGCCAUUUAAGUACAAGUGCUUUCAGUGCCCCUUUACUUGCAAUGAGAAAUCCCAUCUUUUCAACCAUAUGAAGUAUGGCCUCUGCAAAAACUCCAUUACUUUAGUAUCAGAGCAGGAUCGCGUUAUCAAGUGCCCAAAGACCAGCUCCUUGGAGCCCAAACAGAUCAAUCAGCUUGAAUCUACAGUCAAACCAACUUCUUCUAAAUCUGUCACAAAUGGACUGUCAAAUCUUGAUUCAAAGCCUCAAUAUCCUUUUGCAAAAGAAGACGCCAAGGAAAACGUAGAAGGGCACAACCAGGCAACAAACACGGGAAUUCAAGGACAAAAACCUGCGAUUCAGAAGGAAUUAAGCCCUGCCAGUACUACAACAGAAAGCACUAUCAGCAUGCAGCCCCUUCUGGACAGCAUUGUAAGGCCCUCCGCUUUUGUUCCUGUAGGAGAACACAGAGAUAGCAAAGCCCCGGAAACAAGCGAAGUAUCUGAAAUCAUAUCGCUCUCUAACAAAAGUUCACCUUUUCACACUAAAUCGGCAUUUCAUGCACCAAGUCACCCAUGGAAAGCAGGUUCUCCUUUCCUCCCAGAGUUUCCACAUAAAGUUGCUCCCACAAAAGGCUUUGGUUCCAUUUCACCUUACAUGCAACCGAUGAUUCCCGAGUACUCACCCCAUUUUUAUGAGCACAGGCUGGCUAUCUACACACCUUACUUGCUUCCAGGUAAUUCAGAGUGUGAAAGCUCUGCUCUGUCUGUCUAUGGCACACAAGAUCAAAGACACUUUCUUCCCCACCCUGGGCCACUUCCAAAACCCAUAAAUCCCUCAGCAUAUGAACACUAUCGAUUGUUCCAACAAUAUCAUUCCACUCCUCCGAUACCGUAUGGAUUUUGUAGGCCAACAGAUCCUUCAUUUUACAGAUUUUCACACAUAGCUGGUAUUAACAGAGAUCAAAAUUCUCACCUAAUGGAGGAAACUACCUUGCUGUAUCCAGCUUCUUUAAGCCCAUCCCAACAAUACCCUCUAAGUUCACAUAAAAAACAAGCAGAUUAUGAAAAAGAAAUGACGUUAUUGCAUGCCAAAAGUCAUUCCAAAGAUGACCAAAAUGAAAGAGAGAAUGCUAAAAUGAGCCCUCUCGCUGGAAGUGCGGCAACAGGCUCUCCCGGCAGACCUAGCCCAACCAACUUCACUCAGACAAGCCAUGCAUGUGAAGGCUUAUUUGACCUCUCUAACAAAUCAUCUUCCACAUCACUUGGCAAGUAUGAUCAACCAGAAGAAAACUUCACAGCUUUCAGACCUGUGAGAAAAAGCACUGAUCAACCAACUCUACUUCAAAGUGUGCAGACACAGCAAGAGAGAGGAGAUUCACCUACCAGCAUUAACGUCACUGAUGAAGAUUCACAUACACAGAAUGAAAACCGUAACAAUGAAGGCUCGCUGUCCAACACGGAAGAUGACACAGGGAUAGUUCCCCUUAAUCUUUCAAAAAAGGCUGACACAAACACAGGACCUAUUCAUGAGCACGCAUACAAAACCACAUCCAAAACAGAAAGUCAGAACUUUCUAGAUUUGCAAGACAUGCCUCUGAACCUCUCGGUAAAAGAUUCCUGUAACACAGCAAGCCUGAAAACAUCGUUCCACAGUCCAUCUCACGACAAUGGUGCUGCUACUGCUCCAAACACCGAAAACGAAACCUCUGGAGCAGAUGCGUGUAACCCCAAGAACCCUAUAAACAGUGCCUGCGACAAAUCUUCUUUCACAGCUCACUGUAAUGAAGCUCAAGACUUAAGAAUAAUUGACAGCUGUGAUGAACAGAAACAAACAGCAGCUGUAGCUCUCUGUCAGCUAGCUGCAUACAGCCCGAGCAAAGUUAGAAUGGACAACGAAGGGCAGAGUCCGCAGGACAGUAAUGCUUCAUGUACAGAAGCUACUCUUAAUUCUUCUGAUACUCAGGAUACACAAUGCAAUCAAAAAGUAAAAGGACAGAAAAGGACAAAUCAAAAAGAAUCAGCAAAAUCACAGCAAGGCACUAAAAGAGUAAGGCCAAAUGACUGUAGCAGAGUCUUCACUUUAAGGAAGAGAACAAGAGUAUCUUAA
Messenger RNA from Balearica regulorum gibbericeps (East African grey crowned-crane), 2148 nucleotides. RefSeq names its product zinc finger protein 750 (gene ZNF750). Gene Ontology annotation, cellular component: nucleus. NCBI's taxonomy places the organism in Eukaryota, Metazoa, Chordata, Aves, Gruiformes, Gruidae. Gene Ontology annotation, molecular function: DNA-binding transcription activator activity, RNA polymerase II-specific; RNA polymerase II cis-regulatory region sequence-specific DNA binding; promoter-specific chromatin binding. The record is from RefSeq and is a predicted model, not a curated record. Gene Ontology annotation, biological process: epidermis development; positive regulation of transcription by RNA polymerase II.